UACAGCUCCAGCUGCAUCUGUUUCUUAUUCUGAUACUAAAGAGGAUCUCCAAAAACACUAUGGCUUUGUUAUGAUAGUCUUAUUUGUUCUCAAUGAGUUAUUGAUUACUUGUCAUAUUGUAAUUAAUGUAAUUAUGUAGCACAGUGAAUAUUAUAUUUCAAUAUGGCAUUGUUAGUGGCCAAUCACAUAACAUGGUGCUAGUAGCGGAUAUCUGAGCAACCCUGACUCACUCACCUGUUCCUGUAUGUAUCCAGUUUCCGGACUCCUCAUGUCCCCAGCUGUCACAGGUUGGAGCUGCAGAAGACUCCUGUUGGCCACUUUGUUUGAGAAUCGGGGUGCGCCGUUUGAUCGACACGUUUCCACACAUUCAAACACUGAAGAGCGAUAAAGAGGAAACUGCUGAGCAGCAGAACAUCAGCAGAGACAGACAUGGCCAGCAAAUACACUCGCCUUGCAAAACAAGAGGAACCAGAGAAGCCAGAGCUCAGGAUUUUGCUUCUUGGAAAAACUGGAGUUGGAAAGAGUGCUUCAGGAAACACCAUCCUAGGAAAAGGGAAUGUGUUUGAAUUGACAUCAUCAGAGUGUCAGAAGGAAACAGGAGAGUUUGAAGGUCAAAAAUUGGCUGUAGUUGAUACUCCAGGUCUGUGUGACUCCAGUAAAACUGAAGAGGAGUUGACAGCAGACAUGGAGAGAGCCAUCUGCUUUGCUGCUCCUGGUCCUAAUGUGUUCCUGGUUGUGAUUCAGGCCAACGGAUUCACAGAUGAAGAUCAAGAAACAGUGAAAAUGUUUCAGAAGAUGUUUGGAAAAAGGUCAACAUGUUUCACAUUAGUUUUGUUGACCCAUGGAGAUGACCUGAAGUCAGAUGGAGACACCAUAGAAGAAUUAAUCAGUAAAAAUCCAGCUCUCAGUGGCUUCAUCAGUCAGUGCGGUGGAGGAUAUCAUGUCUUUAACAACAGAAACAAGGAUCCCUCUCAGGUCAGAGAGCUGCUGGAGAAGAUCAACACCAUGGUUCAGAGAAAUGCAGGAAGAUACUACACCAUUGAAAUGUUCAGAGAGGCUGACCUCAGGAUUGUUCUUAUUGGGAAAACUGGAGCUGGGAAGAGUGCAUCAGGAAACACCAUCUUAGGAGAAAAAGCUUUUAAAUCCUCAACAUCUUUUUCCACAGUAACAUCAAAGUGUCAGAAGAAAACAGGUCUGUUUGAUGGUCAAACACUGGCUGUAAUUGAUACUCCAGGUUUAUUUGACACCGGAAAAACUGAAAAGGAGGUGAAAGAAGACAUGAGUUGGUGCGUCAAGUUUGCUGCUCCUGGUCCUCAUGUGUUCCUGGUUGUGAUUCAGGCCAACAGAUUCACAGAAGAAGAACAAAAAACUGUCAACAUCAUUCAGGAUAUGUUUGGAGAACAGUCAGCACGUUACACUAUGGCCUUGUUCACCUGUGGGGACAAUCUUGAGAGAGAUGGGGUCACCAUUGAAAAAAUGAUCAAUGAUAAUCGUGUUAUCUCUGACUUCAUCCGUCAGUGCGGUGGAGGAUAUCAUGUCUUUAACAACACAGUCAAAAAUCCCUCUCAGGUCAGAGAGCUGCUGGAGAAGAUCAACACAAUGAUUGCGAGAAAUGGAGGAGGAUACUACACCAAUGAAAUGUUCAGAGAAGCUCAGAGAGUCAUGAACAAACCAGAAGCCGACCUCAGGAUUGUUCUUGUUGGGAAAACCAGAGUUGGGAAGAGUGCAGCAGGAAACAUCAUCCUAAGGGGAAAAGUAUUUAGAUCAGCAUCUUCCUUUGUAACACCACAGUGUCAGAAGGAAACAGGUCUGUUUGAAGGUCAAAAACUGGCUGUAAUUGAUACUCCAGGUUUAUUUGACACCAAAAAAACUGAAGAAGAGGUGAAGGAAGACAUCAGUAGCUGCAUCUCCCUUGCUGCUCCUGGUCCUCAUGUGUUCCUGGUUGUGAUUCAGGCCAACAGAUUCACAGAAGAAGGUCAAGAAACUGUCAACAUCAUUCAGAAUAUGUUUGGGGAACAGUCAGCACGUUACAUGAUGGCCUUGUUCACCUACGGAGACGAUCUUGAGGCAGAUGGGGACACCAUAGAAAAAAUGAUCAGUGAUAAUACUGUUAUCUCUGACUUCAUAAGUCAGUGCCGUGGAGGAUAUCAUGUCUUUAACAACAGAGACAAGGAUCCCUCUCAGGUCAGAGAGCUGCUGGAGAAAAUCAACACAAUGAUUGCGAGAAAUGGAGGAGGAUACUACACCAAUGAAAUGUUCAGAGAAGCUCAGAGAGCCAUGAAAAAAAUAGAAGCCGACCUCAGGAUUGUUCUUGUUGGGAAAACCAGAGUUGGGAAGAGUGCAGCAGGAAACAUCAUCUUAAGGCGAAAAGUAUUUAGAUCAACAGCUUCUUCUUCCUCUGUAACAUCAGAGUGUCAGAAGGAAACAUGUCAGUUUGAAGGUCAAACACUGGCUGUAGUUGAUACUCCAGGUCUGUACAAAACUAAACUAACUGAAAAGGAGGUGAAGAGAGAGAUUGUUAGAUGCAUCUCCUUUGCUGCUCCUGGUCCUCAUGUGUUCCUGGUUGUGAUCCAACCAAACAGAUUCACAGAAGAAGAACAAAAAACUGUGAAAAUCAUUCAGAAGAUAUUUGGUGAACAAGCAGCUGAUUACACGAUGGCCUUGGUAAUCCAUGACGAUGAUGAGAAGCAGGACACCAUAGAAGAAGCAAUCAAACAUCUAGAUCUCAAAGACUUUAUCAGUCAGUGCCAUGGAGGAUAUCAUGUUUUUAACAGCAGAAACAAGGAUCCCUCUGAGGUCAGAAAGCUGCUGAAGAAAAUCAACACAAUGACUGAGAGAAAUGGAGGAUGCUGCUACACCACCAACAUGUUUGAAGAGGCAGAGAAAGCCAUUAAAAAAGAGAUGGAACGACUUCAGAAAGAAGAUCCAAAGAUGACGGCCAAAGAAGCAAGAUACAAAGCAGAAAGAAGGAACGAGUUUACUCAGGGGAAUUGGGAUGACAUUAUUGCUGGAGCUGCUGCUGCUGGUACUGGAGCUGCUGCUAAGGUUAGUAGUGGAAUUGGCAUUGGAGUUGGAGCUUUACUUCAAGGAGCACGUGUUGCAGGAGCUAGAGGAGUUGUUGGAGUAGUAGCAGGAGUUGCGGGAGUUGCAGCGGGAGUUGCAGUGGGAGUUGUGGGAGUUGCAGCAGUGGAUAUUGCAGUAAAAGCCACAACUUUGAAAUGGAAAUUGUGGGAUUGUGUUACACAGUAACAUUCAGUAUAAACAUGUGUCAGCUGCUGGUAAAUAAGAACAUUUAUAAACAUAAUAACAAUAAUAGUGUGGAGUUCAGUAUUUUCUGAUAAAGCAAAUUAUAAGAUAUGAUACCCAAAGAAGAAAGAAACAAAUUCUUUAGGACAGCAUGAGAGCUUUUGUUCAACAGUAAUUUCGAUCAUUUAGCAGUAAAGAAGGAAAUAAAGAAGGAAGAAAAUAAUCACAUCAUAGUGUUAUUGUCUUUGUAAUUCUUAUUGUUAUUAAUUGUUUUUUUAUAUGAAAUAUAAUCUUUAAUAACAUCAUAGUGUGUAUUAGUGUACUGAAUAAUCAUUACAUAAUCAUUACUGAUUAUUAGCUUAUUUGUAAUCAUUGGGAAAAUAUUGAAUUCCAUAAGUCUGUCAGGUUAUGUACGAUGUGUUUUGAAGCUGUUUUCUCAUAUUUACUUUGACCUUUCGAAUGAUGUGUCAUGAAUAAAACAGAUUAAAUUUAUUCAUGAAGGUUGUUUUUCUGUUGUCUUUUCUAACAAAGAAACCUGGCAUGAAUCACUCAAGAUCACUGAGCUGUUUGAGCGGAUCAAAUUAAGACGUUAAAGAACAGCAGUCAAGUUUCAAACAAAGUAGAAAUAUUUCUUUCAGCACUUAAUACUAAGUGUGUGAUCAUGUCUGCUGAGUAAUUUGAAAUGGGAAAUGUGGAUAAUUUUUCUUGAAUGAGCUCUCGCUGCCAAAAUCAGCUGAAAAGUAAUAAAGUGAUUAGAAACAAUUUAACGAUGUGUGUGGGACUGUGUCAAAGAAGAAACUUAUUUUAAUAUGAGAAUAAAGUGUAAAAAGACCUGAGGUUAAGGCUGCGGCUGAAAAUACACAUUUAUAAAAGAGAGAUAAUAAUGAAAAGAGCCUGAUACACACACUGUAACCAAUUUAUGUAAUGCAAACAGUGUUAUACAGUAAUAAUUUAACAAAGUAUAUUUAUUGUAAAUUAAAUUUACAGUUACUUAACUAGAACAGGAUACUGUACAAGAUACUGUAAUAGGUUUGUAAUUUUACUGUAUUGACAAUUAUUACAUUGGAAAUAUAUAUUACUACAACUACUGUGAUAUUUACAGUAAAGUUACAUCAGUAAAAUCAGUUACAGCAGGUUGU
This is a messenger RNA of Oreochromis aureus, 4385 nucleotides long. RefSeq names its product GTPase IMAP family member 8-like. The transcript is spliced from 4 exons. The record is from RefSeq and is a predicted model, not a curated record. Lineage: Eukaryota; Metazoa; Chordata; Actinopteri; Cichliformes; Cichlidae. Gene Ontology annotation, molecular function: GTP binding. Bases 430 to 3249 code for a protein of 939 amino acids.